AUGAAAGCUAUGAAAGUCAUGAACACUCCACACCAUAUCCAGCCCGCUAUCGCUCCCGAAGUGGAGGAGCAAUACUCAUCUUCUCCGCUGGAAUUCCAAUUGGUUACGGGCACCGUGACAACGUCAAACCGCUAUGCAUUGCUCCAAGAAGACGACUUGGAACUUCCUUGGAAGGCUAUGCGCUGCCUAGGCCGACCCAACAAGUCCAAACACGCGCACUUCGAACGAACGGCCAAGCUGAUUCGAGAGAAGGUUGCCGAAUCCAACAUCUUGGCGUGCACUCGCUUGCUCAGACCCGAGCCGCAAGUGGUGGCGCAUUCCAUGUACCCAGCGGAGGGCGGAUUUGGAUUGUUGGAGGCUCUGGCCACCACCCGCACCAUUCACCGUCUUAUGGCCUCUCACACCGUGACCGGCGACAGCGGCGACUACACGAUGUACUUGCCGUUUUACGCCAAAGCUGCCAAGACCCGCAAGAGCUAG
This is a messenger RNA of Aphanomyces invadans, 480 nucleotides long. RefSeq lists its product as hypothetical. The record is from RefSeq and is a predicted model, not a curated record. The transcript is spliced from 3 exons. Bases 1 to 480 code for a protein of 159 amino acids. Lineage: Eukaryota; Oomycota; Saprolegniomycetes; Saprolegniales; Verrucalvaceae.